This is a messenger RNA of Fusarium verticillioides 7600, 2388 nucleotides long. RefSeq lists its product as hypothetical. The transcript is spliced from 5 exons. The record is from RefSeq and is a predicted model, not a curated record. Bases 1 to 2388 code for a protein of 795 amino acids. NCBI's taxonomy places the organism in Eukaryota, Fungi, Ascomycota, Sordariomycetes, Hypocreales, Nectriaceae.
AUGGAUACUGAAUCAAGCAACUCUGUUGCAUCAAUGACUAGGGACAGUCUCCUGUCUUUCGAUGUCGUCAUAUCCACUCUGAAAGACGCAUCCGAUCUUCACAAACAAUGUCUCACACAAAAGGCUCUCUCUAAUCAGAGAGAUCGACUCAAAGUCUGGGCGAGUAAUAUAGGAGCCCUUCAAAGUGGGAAUGCAGCUCUUGACGCCCGGCUUCGGGGCUUUUCGGUGAUGAAACUGGCCAUUACUCAGUGCUUUGAGCAGCUCGGGCAGUUGAUAUCCAGCAAUAUGGAAAUAUUGCAAGGACAGCGGUUGUUUGUAGAACAGACGCUUGCUGAGUAUCAAGAAUUAUGGGAUAGUGCGUUUGAUGACAGUUCCGACAACGAAGACAGAACGCCUCAGAAGACUGAGUUGGGGCAGAGUCUAGUGGAGAUAGCCUCCAUUAUUUCCGAUCUUUUCAAGCUAUCUUUCAAACUGAGAAACCCUGCGGCAAGAUCGAUGGGGCCUCUGAUGUUGAGAGCGCUUUCUCAUAGACAGAUGGUAAGUCUGGACGAGGUUGAUGAGAGUGCUGUAUUAGACCUGUUCGAUUUGUAUACCGAGUUUGAUCGAACACACGUGGAAGAAACCUUGAGACAAUGGCGACUAGAAUCCUGGCACCAGAAAGCUUUGAGGUUUCCUAUCACUCCUGACGAAGCUAAGAUCACUCUUGCUGAGACAGAAAGAACUGACGCAUUGGUGAUAAAUGGAUAUCUUAUAGAGAGUCAACAUGACACACAAACACUGGAGCUCAUUCUGCCAUUGCCAAAACUGCCUGUAGCGGAAUCUACGGUGUUGUCUGAGACAAAAUUCACUUUGAGGGGUCGACAUACGGACACUGUGAGCAACAAUAGCUCCGCAGCAUCUCGCAUUUCGACCGCAUACAACAUCGACGAGACUGCAUCUAACCUUCCGCCUGCUCCCCUUCUGGCUCCCAACGAAACGGAGGCCCGAUGUCCCUAUUGCCAUCUCGUCUGCCCUGCUAGGGAAUUUCAACAAAGUCGCUGGAGAAAACAUAUAAUAAAAGAUCUCCAAACUUACAUGUGCACUCGGAAUGACUUCCCAGACCCAGACACCAUGUACGGGACUCGGUCUGCGUGGUUGAGUCAUGAGGCCCAGAUCCACAGGAAGGCAUUUCGUUGCUUUGAGCACCCAGAGAAUUUCUCGUCACGAGAAUCCCUCGAACAUCACUUCAUAUCAUCACAUCAAGAACUCGGGAGAGGCCAAAUUGAAGUAAUGCUAGAUUUGGGGCAGACUAGUUAUCAAGAAGAACGAGCCUCAUGUCCUUUUUGCCUGUCGACUGGGCCCUUUUUCAGAGGCCUUUUCAAUCAUAUGGCUUACCACCAAGAGAGGCUCGCAUACUUUGCUGCGACGGCACAGUCGCUCAAUCGGGACGACGGUCUUUAUGGCGAUACAGACUCGGAUAAAGCCCAGGGAGACGAUAACCCAGAUGCUUUGCAAUUGCUUGACUCUGAUAUUUCUUCGUGGGGUUCCAGUUCAAGCAAAGCAUCGGAAUCAUUUCCAAUGCAGAAAAGGGAGAUUUCUGUAUCUCUUGGGAGAGAAAUACGCCAAGCCAUGGUACACUCAAUUGAUACGGAGGAUGAUUCCGAUCCGGAGCCAUCUACAAGCUUAUUCUCGUCGAGGUACCUCACGAUGGACCAAUUGAAACGCAUUAUAAACCACGAGGCAAUCCUGAAAGAGCUAAGAAUACUGGACUUGUUCGAAGAGUCAGAACUGCCGAGGAGAGCCAUGGAAAUCCAGGGUGAUAUAGACUUCAAGCGGCAUACCAAACUGGGCCCUGGUCCAAAUGAUUCGACAGGCAUUUCCACUCCGUGCCCAACGCGGAAGAAGAUUUUUGCUAUUCUUGCUCUAAUGGGAAAAGUAACCGCUAUCGCCGAUGUUUGCGAUGAGGGUCUGUCAGAUGAGGACCUGCCAUUUGAGUUGGACCCAAACGGCUUGAGGCUAGUCAGGAGAAACGGGACGUCUUCACAACCUAUUCAAGCAUUCAUCAACUGGAGGGAACACGAGUCCGACAUGUUUGAUUCCUAUCAAUGGCACAUGUUAGCACCAUACUUUGUCCUCCCUGACGAUGAUGAUCCGAGGGUUAUGCAUUACACAAUGAGCCAUAUGAUUCCGCUCCCGUUCAGUUUGACCGAAAACGUGCCAAAUAGCGCCAUGAGUCCCGUCUGUGGAUACCUAGGUAUGAAGAAGAUCGAAAUUCAUCGCGCUCACCAUAGCCAGGGAAAUUCCAAGUUCUGGGCCAGCAACUCUCCCGGCGUUGAUGCAGUUGACAUGGCUACAUGGAUCUCAGCAUCUCAGCACAGCUAUUUGGUUUGGCUGAUGCCUUACAACUAA